UCAGGCUGCCCAAAAUUGACCUUCCUCACUUCGAUGGCGAUUAUCAGCACUGGCUUUCAUUCAGAGAUACGUAUAUUUCACUUAUACACGACAACACCAGCAUUAAUAACGUAAAUAAAUUUCAUUAUUUACGUGCUGCACUUACAGGCAGCGCGUCUUUGAUCAUUCAAAGCUUGGAUCUAACCUCUGAAAAUUAUUCUAUUGCUUGGCAAUUACUCUCUGAUAGGUACGACAAUCCGAGAUUGCUUAUCAACAAUCACAUUAGUGCCUUAUUUUCUGUGGACCCCAUUCAAAGGGAGUCUAGCUCAGCAUUACGUAACAUUGUUGACGUAACUAACAAAAACUUACGUGCCCUCGCCUCUUUAGGCGAACCAACCGAUCAUUGGGACAGUUUAAUUGUUUUUCUUAUGUCCAAAAAGCUAGACUCGUCCUCUUACAGACAAUGGGAAGAACAUAGAAACAAUCUUGAUUCUUCGCCCACAUUACAGCAAUUUAUUAAAUUCUUAAUUAACAGAGCGGAUCUCUUAGAAACCUUAACUGAUACAUUUAAAUAUAAACAAAAUAACAAACCUAAUAAUAACAAUGACGCAUUCAAAACAAAAAACUUUUUAGUGUCCACUGAUAACACUAGAGCCUAUUCAUGCCCAAUGUGCUCACAAUCUCACGGCUUAUUUAAUUGCCCAUCAUUCAAAGCUUUGGACAUUGAUUCACGCAUUAAAAAAGCAAAAGAAAGUCGUGUUUGCAUGAAUUGUUUACGAUUAGGUCAUGUAGAAAACGCUUGUACGUUGACACAUUGUAAGUACUGUAAGUACAGACACAACACAUUGUUACAUAAAGACGUAAACAAAAACACAUACACCAACAAAUCUGCUUCAGUGCCUACAACCAGUGGUUUAGCGAACAAUGUAGCCCUUUCGUCGGACAUUUCACCAAGUACAUUAAAUAACCAUGGCUCUGUACUGCUUUCCACAGCGCUCGUGAAGGUGGCAGACAGGCACGGGAGCCUGCACACAGCGCGGCUGCUCCUCGAUAACGGCAGCACUUCUAAUUUCGUCACCGAGUCCCUCUGCGAGAAACUUGAUCUGAAGAGGUAUAACGCGAGCUCCACAGUGUCAGUGAAGGCGGUGCACAUCGAGCUCGUCUCGUCUCUCACGAAGGAGGCAUACCUGGCUGCGUUAAAUCGCUUCAUGGCUCGCCGGGGAAGGCCCCAGACCAUUUAUUCGGACCACGGUUCCAACUUUAUUGGUGUCGGACUGCAACGUGCAUCGCCUGGACCGCUUCCAACGCAUCGAAUUCCUGCGGCAGCACUUCUGGAAGCGAUACUGCGCAGAGUACGUGACCUUGCUCCAGCAGAAGACGAAGUGGCUCACGUCGACGGGACACCUACAAGUCGGAUCCCUUGUCUUGGUCAAGGACAAGACGCAACCCCCCUUGAUGUGGCUCAUGGGACGGAUCGUCCAGCUACAUCCCGGCAAAGACGGAGUCAGCAGAGUGGCAGACAUAGAGACCAAACGAGGCAUAAUUCAACGGGCCUACAACAAUAUCUGUCCUCUACCCUUGGACUGUUGAAUACCUCAACGGCGGGGAGCUUGUUGCGGCUAUUGAAGCUGGCAACAUCGGUGCAAGAGGAGGAGCGCGGGGAGCGGCGACACCACGUAUAAAUGCGUCAUCUUCGGUUGUCCGGACCCUCUUACCCUCUUACCUUUCGGACGCACGAUCUUUUCAUACAUAUUUGUCAUACAACCAUUGUAAACCAGACAUUAAAUUAUUCAUACCAUAAAA
This is a messenger RNA of Plutella xylostella (diamondback moth), 1782 nucleotides long. RefSeq lists its product as uncharacterized. The record is from RefSeq and is a predicted model, not a curated record. Lineage: Eukaryota; Metazoa; Arthropoda; Insecta; Lepidoptera; Plutellidae. Gene Ontology annotation, molecular function: nucleic acid binding.